AUGACAGAGAAGACGUUUCCUAAGGACGUAAAGAACCUCUGGGAAGAGUUGAACAUUCGUGUCCUCAUCAUCUUCAGCCUCUCCCUCCAAGCCAUCCUCGUCAUCUUCUCACCCAGCAGAAAACGCACAUCCGGCAAACUCUUCGUCUUCCUCAUAUGGUUCGCUUACCUUCUCGCCGACUGGUCAGCAAACUACACCAUCGGCCAAAUCUCCGACACUCAAGACGACAAAAACAGUUCACCAUCCUCUUCUUCGUCGUUGAACCACGAGCUUUUAGCCUUCUGGUCUCCUUUUCUUCUCUUACAACUCGGUGGUCCCGACACGAUCACGGCCCUUGCCUUAGAAGACAACGAGCUUUGGCGUAGACACUUGUUCGGUCUCAUCUGCCAAGCAGUUUCUACUCUCUACGUCCUCUUUCUCUCGAUCCCUAGCGGGGUUGCUGUUCCGACAGGGCUUAUGAUUGUCGCGGGAGUGGUUAAGUUUGUCGAGAGGAUAAGAGCGCUUUACUUGGCGAGUUCCGGGAAGUUCAAAGGCUCUGUUCUUCGUAAGCACGAGAAGCUAAUGAGGAAGGAGCAGAGAUUCAAUGUCCCGACUAGGCCAAGUAGAGAGCUGAGAGAUCUAGAGGUUGUGCUUUACGCUUACAAGCUGUUCAACAUCUCUAAAGCUCUUGUCCCUGAUCUUAGAUUAGCUUCUAGAGGAUGGGAGGAGAGUAAGAGGUUUGUUGAUUCUUUAAACCCUGAGGAGGCUUUAAGGGUUUUAGAGGUUGAGCUGAGUUUCAUGUACGAUGAUUUCUUCACUAAAGCAAGUAUUUUGCUCACUCGGGUCGGGUCUUUCUUCCGGUUUAUAGCUUUUGGAUGUCUUGUGUCAUCUCUAUGUAUCUUCUUUUCCAAGGAAAAGGAGAAUUACAAGAGAUUUGAUGUUAAGCUUACGUAUGCACUGCUAAUAGGUGGAAUAGUUCUUGAGUUAGUUGUUGCUUUAAUGAUCUGUGUAUCCGAUAGGACAAUAGCUAUAACCAGGAAGCUAAAGGAGAAUCCUGACCAAACCUGGUCUUGGUCUGAUAAAUUCUUGAACUGGAUUCUUGGCUUCAGGAGACUGAAGUGGAAGAGAUGUAGAUGUCCCAUGAGUGAAGACCUCUCCGAGUCACAUGAAGUACUAAACAGGACAUUCAUGUUCCGGAGAUGGUCUGAAUACAUACAUGGCUACAACAUGAUUGAGUUCUGCUUAAGGAUAAGUCCGAAGAAAGUUCACCGUCCAAAGGGUUACAUACGAAGCUUCUUUGACCUUAGGGUUUCUCGUGGACUCGCUUUGGUUGCGCAAGAAAUGUACUCAUGUUUCGCAUCUAUGGAAGGUGGAGCAGCGACUACAGCAACCACAUGCUGUAUUUUAAGAAAUGGCUGGGUUCUUUUGUUCUUCCCACUUCUUUUGUUAUUGGCUCCUUUAGUUUUACUUGUGGACCUUCUCUUGUUAGGUAUUGGUCAGUUCUUGGAGUUCUUUGGUGUUCAAGAUGAGAUAACAGAGAUUAUCUUCAAAUCUAGUGACCGUCUUCCUAAAGAUCUUUGGGAGUUCAUACACAAUGAGGUGAGGUAUAAGUCUCGUCUCGCUGUGGAUAGAGAACGUGCCAAGAGAAUAUCUUCUGCAAGAGGUGAGUGGACGCUAAGCCAACCUGGUGAGAGCUUAGUUGGGAGGACGCUGCUUCAGUAUGUGAGUUUAGUUGAUUAUGGUCAGAGCAUACUGUUGUGGCACAUUGCCACGGAUCUAAUCUACCGCAGGGAGAUAAGGAUCCUCACAGAAGAACAAUACAAAAGCAAAGAAGUGAGCAAGAUGCUGUCGGACUACAUGAUGUAUUUGAUGAUGAUGAAACCUGCCUUGAUGUCAGCUGUUGCCGGAACUGCGAAAAUGAAGUUCACGGAGACUUGUUCUGUAGCUAGAACGUUUUUGGGGGAUGGUUUUAGGGAUGUGAGGGAAGCUUGUAGUGAGCUUUUGUCAAACAAAAGGAACAUGAUGGUGUUCUAUAUGGGAGAUGAAAGUACACUUGAAGAUGCGUGUAAGCUUGCUGAAGAACUUUUAAGGAUAGAAAGGAGAUCAGGAGAUGGAAGUGUUUGGGGAUUAGUGAGUAGAGUUUGGGUUGAGUUGCUUUGUUAUGCAGCUAACCAUUGUGACUCUAAGCAGCAUGUUGCUCAGCUUAGCCAAGGUGGUGAACUUGUGAGCUUUGUUUGGCUCUUUAUGGCUCAUUUGGGAAUUGGUAAGCAUGCAACUAUGCACCACCCAGCUUGA
Eruca vesicaria subsp. sativa (arugula) is the source of this 2274-nucleotide messenger RNA. The record is from the annotation of a GenBank genome assembly. NCBI's taxonomy places the organism in Eukaryota, Viridiplantae, Streptophyta, Magnoliopsida, Brassicales, Brassicaceae.